AUGGAGAUCAAAGAUUUCCAAAAGGCCCGGAAGCCCCUGGUGGAGAAGAAGCGGCGCGCGCGGAUCAACGAGAGCCUUCAGGAGCUGCGGCUGCUGCUGGCGGGCGCCGAGGUGCAGGCCAAGCUGGAGAACGCCGAGGUGCUGGAGCUGACGGUGCGGCGCGUGCAGGGCACGCUGCGGGGCCGGGCGCGCGAGCGCGAGCAGCUGCAGGCGGAAGCAAGCGAGCGCUUCGCGGCCGGCUACAUCCAGUGCAUGCACGAGGUGCACACGUUCGUGUCCACGUGCCAGGCCAUCGAUGCCACCGUCGCCGCAGAACUCCUCAACCACCUGCUCGAGUCCAUGCCUCUGCGCGAGGGCAGCAGCUUCCGGGAUCUGCUGGGGGACGCCCUGGCCGGGUCUCCGGGAGCCCCUGGGCGAAGCGGCUGGCCCACGGGAGGGGUCUUGGGGUCCCCUCUGCCCAGUCCCCCGGGCCCCGGGGACGACCUGUGCUCCGACCUGGAGGAGGCCCCCGACGCUGAACUGAGCCGAGCGCCUGCCGAAGGGCCAGACUUGGUGCCAGCAGCCCUGGGCAGCCUGACCGCUGCUCGCAUAGCCCAGAGCGUCUGGAGGCCUUGGUGACUAACGCCAGCCCCAGGUUUGCAAGGGUGGGUGUGGCCUUCCCUUGCUCUGUUCCAGCCUCCCUGGGGACAGAGGUGGUGGGGGCAGGGGCCUGAAUGUCUCCCAGAUC
This is a messenger RNA of Puma concolor (puma), 727 nucleotides long. Lineage: Eukaryota; Metazoa; Chordata; Mammalia; Carnivora; Felidae. The record is from RefSeq and is a predicted model, not a curated record.